Molecule: messenger RNA, 1254 nt
Organism: Colletotrichum spaethianum
Lineage: Eukaryota; Fungi; Ascomycota; Sordariomycetes; Glomerellales; Glomerellaceae
Exons: 1
Coding region: 1-1254 (417 amino acids)
Biological process (GO): carbohydrate derivative metabolic process
Molecular function (GO): carbohydrate derivative binding
Source: RefSeq, a predicted model, not a curated record
AUGGGAGACCAACGUCACUUGGAGCACCGGCCAGUGCAGACCAGCGCGGUCUACGUUCUCGGCGCGACUCACUGCGACUCAAUGCCACCUCCUUCACCUCCUUCACCGCCAGUGUCUCCGCCUGAAGAUGAGUUUUUGGAAGACUUGGAGGAAUUGAGCCUGGGAUCGCCCGACGACAUCCCCGAGAGUGACGAGACCUGCGCCAAGAUCCAGGACCGCCUUCACGCCGCAACACAUGUCCUCAAGACAGAAGCCGCAGCGCUGCGGGCGGUCGCAAAUUUGUACGAGACAGACCCAGUUGCCCGGGACGGCUUCAACAGGACCGUAGCGGCAGUUACACGGCACAAGGGCGAAAAGGGCAAGCUCAUCAUUACCGGGGUUGGCAAGUCUGGUCACAUCGCCAACAAGCUGGUUGCAACUUUCAACAGCUUGUCCAUCACAUCAGUGUUUUUGAACCCCAUUGACGCUCUCCAUGGCGACCUGGGCAUUAUUCAGAAACACGAUAUUCUCAUGUUCAUCACAUUUUCCGGAAAGACGUCAGAACUCUUCAGCUUAUUACCGCACCUCGACAAACCUUCGUCAUUAGUCAUCCUCACCGGGCACACAAGACCUGAUACUUGCGAGCUCAUCAAGCUCCGGCCAGACACCAUCCUUCUCCCGGCGCCGGUUCACGAGAGCGAAACGGCGUCAUUCGGCGUCUCAGCCCCAACAACGUCCACGACAGUCGCCUUGGCCGUGGGCGACGCACUCGCCAUCGCCGCGGCACAGGAGCUGCACCCGAGCGUCGCGCAGGUCUUCUCCAAGAACCACCCGGGUGGCGCGAUUGGCGCUGCCUUCCGGAAACCGCAGACGAUCCUGGACCUGGCCGUUCCCUGGAUCGACAUUGUCGACUCGGACAACCUGUGCGCGGACAGUGUGGGCGCGGACCUCUUCCGGGCCGCGUACGACUCGGCGUCCGGGUGGGUGCGCGCUGGCAACGAUGUCGCAUCGCCGGGCCGGAUCCGGAAGCUCGCGACGGCGGACUUUGCGCGGUGUCUAAGGGACAUUCCGAGCCUAAUGGUUCCGAGAGCGGAGAUGCUCUCCGUCUCGUCGGGGACAAGUAUACGGCGCGCCGUGGACUUUGUGAGGAAUAUGCAGGGCGCCGCGGACGACGGCGAGUAUGUAUGCAAUUCGGAUUCGAUCCUGGCCAUCCUGGACCAAGGAGAAAUGGUUGGCGUUUUAGAAGUGGGAAAGCUUUUGGAGUGGCAGGACUGA